Molecule: messenger RNA, 1070 nt
Organism: Epinephelus lanceolatus (giant grouper)
Lineage: Eukaryota; Metazoa; Chordata; Actinopteri; Perciformes; Serranidae
Source: RefSeq, a predicted model, not a curated record
UUUGACACUUCUGAGGCUGAACACACCGUGAAGAGAGAGAUCUCCAAAUGCAUCAACAUGUCGGCCCCGGGGCCCCACGCCAUCCUGCUGGUCAUCAAGCUGGGGCCCUUCACAGCAGAGGAAAGAGACGCCGUCAAGAAGGUGGAGGAGAUCUUUGGGGAGGACGCCUGGAAGUACACCAUCAUCCUCUUCACACACGGAGACAGAGUCACGUCAGACUUCAGACCGCUGCAGGAGGCAGGACCUGAGCUGCAGGAGGUCCUGAGGAAGGCAGGAAACAGGUAUCGCAUCUUCAACAACGUCAAAGUCAACGAUCGUGGACAGGUCCUGGAUCUGCUGGAGAAGGUGGAGGAGAUGGUUGGUGCCAACGGAGGAGAGUUUUACUCCAACUACACCUACCAGGAGGUGGUGACGAUGCUGCGUCAGAGAGAGGCCGAGCUCACAGAGUUCUACAAGAAGAAAGUGGAGGAAGAAAUCAAACGUGUGGAGUCAAAGUACCAGAAGAAGCUGAGUGAAGCUCAACAGGAGCGUCAGAAGGUGGAGGAGAGGCUGCAGGCUGAGCUGCAGGAGGUGAAGCGCUACUAUCGGGUUUUAGAGAGCGGAGUCCGUCAGGUCGUGGAGCAGACGGUGCCGACUGACUCCUUCAGUGAACUUCUUUCCCAGUUUAAUGAGACUCAGAGGCUAAAAUUCACUUCUUAAAGCUGCUGAUGCUUUCACUGUCCAACUCUACACACUCUCCAAACUGAGUUAAAACUCAACUUUACAAUCUGGUGUCUUUGGUAUCCUGACAUGUGAUGCACUGUGUUCAUCUGACGUUACAGAAAACAGGGAUUGUUCAAAUCAGUUUAGCUUCAUGUGUUGUAUCUUUUUACAGAAACACUCAGACAUGUCUGACUGGAGUUUAAAGUAGAGCCUGUAACACUCAGACUGACCGGAGUGACUUUUGUAUUAAUUAUUAGACGAUGUGAUUUUUUUAAACUCAUGUUAAUAAAUAAGUAUUUUUGUGUCUUAAUUGUUGUGAAAGCAAAGUGUCGUCCUUUAAAUGAAAACAAACUGGUUAUUAAUGAUGC